UGCGGUCUGUAGCUUUUUUCUGCUACAUUUUUUUGUUUCUUUCUUUCUUUCUUGUCGCAGAAGAAAAAGUCCCGAAGUUGUAUUUUCUUCUUUCGUCAUGUUUACAUGAUGCAGGUUGUUAGUUGGUGGAUUGCUGUCGUGUGUGUCAAUCUUGUCGCCAAUCCAAAGUCGCUAACAGACGCAGUGAUGGACGUAACGUUAGUGAUCGACCCUUUUAUAGAAGAGUAUAACGACAGGACCUAUCUAAAGUGCGUAACGGGCGAGGAGGCGUAUGACAUCAAUUUUGGGCCAGUGCUGGAGUCUCAGCAGGAGCAGUUCUACGGGCUGAGCUCUGACCAGGUGGUGGUUGGAGACGUCUGGCCGGAGGGGUACCGCGGCGCCAUGUACUGGUUCCGACAGUCGGCAGGGGGCGCUCGUGUCGGAGCCUUCUUCUGUGACGUCACCGGCAGAGGCGGGAAGGAAAGAGUCACGGCGGCCAAGAUGAAACCUGGAGCGCCCAUCCAGCCCCGGGUCCUGACCACCACAGUGUCAGCUGGCGAGUCCGUCACCUUAAACAUGACGUCCUCCUCAGAACCUGCAGACAGGAUAGAGUGGAGAAAGGACGGGGACGUGCUUACUGGAGCUGACGCGCUGCAGUUCAGACUAGAAGACGUGCGAGUAGAAGACUCAGGGAUUUACGAGACGUAUUACGUCACGAACCAGACGGUGGGAGGGGGGCGCGCAAGGGCCGAGCAGGCCAUCAUGAGAUUACUAGUCAGAGCGUGUCCUGUAGGGCUGUGGGGAGAUGAGUGCAGUAUGAAAUGCCCAACGUGUUUUAACGGCGGAGUGUGUCACCCCAGGACAGGUGUGUGUGUCUGUCCACCCGGAUUCAACGGACCCAUCUGUGAAAAAGCGUGUAGUCCCGGUACAUUCGGGGCGGGCUGCAGCCUGACGUGUCACUGUGAGGGUGGUGUGAGCUGUAACCGCUUUACCGGCGUCUGUCCCGCCGACUGUGCGCCUGGGUACCUGGGAACUAACUGCCAGAUAGAGUGCAAGGCUGGUACGUACGGUCUGCACUGUGACGGGCGGUGUAACUGCCACGGCGGCGUCACAUGUAACAUCGUGGACGGGUCCUGUCCAGAGGGCUGUCCGGAGGGGUACAUGGGACCGGACUGUCAGGAAGAGAAUGGCUGCCUGUCCCACCCGUGUAUGUACGGUGGAACCUGCCAUCCCAUCGGCCAGGACCGGUACUACUGCAGGUGUACUGACGGUUACAUCUCCAGGGACUGUCAUCCUGGUUAG
This is a messenger RNA of Branchiostoma belcheri (Belcher's lancelet), 1281 nucleotides long. RefSeq names its product tyrosine-protein kinase receptor Tie-1-like. The coding region runs from base 106 to 1281 and encodes 391 amino acids. Lineage: Eukaryota; Metazoa; Chordata; Leptocardii; Amphioxiformes; Branchiostomatidae. The transcript is spliced from 10 exons. The record is from RefSeq and is a predicted model, not a curated record. Gene Ontology annotation, molecular function: calcium ion binding.